ACGACGCCGUUUCACACCUCACGACCUCGCCGCCGACGACGAUGCACUUCAAGACGACCUCGCUCCUCUUCUGCCUGCUGGUGGUCUUCGCCGUCCUUAUCGCCAUGAACAACAACCCGAGUCGACGACGCGAAGCCGCCACGAAGCCCUCUCUCUCUUCUUCCUCCUCCGACGUCGAGCCGCUCUUCGCCUUCGUUUCUCUUGCCUCCAGCGACGGCGGCGGGGACGAGCUCUCCGAGGACACGCUGGCGUCGACGGCGGACGUGACGACGUCGCAGAAUCUGGAGUACGAUUUCUACCGGGACACGUGUCCUCGAGCGGAGAAGAUCGUGAGGACGAAGAUGGCUUGGAUUUACGGGCAGCACCGGAACGUCUCCGCUCAGUUGCUUCGUCUCUUCUUCCAUGACUGCUUCAUUGAGGGGUGUGAUGCUUCUGUUCUCUUGGAUGACAGCAAUGGGAAUCAAAACCAUGCCAUUGAGAAGCAGGCUAUACCCAAUAAGUCUUUGAAGGGCUUUGAUAAAAUUGAUCAGAUCAAGGAGAGUCUUGAAAAUGAAUGUGCAGGGGUCGUAUCUUGUGCGGACAUUCUUGCUCUUGCCACUAGAGAUGCCAUUGUUCUGGCUGGUGGCCCCUUCUAUCCAAUUUUGACUGGAAGAAGAGACAGUACCCGCUCAUUCUUUGAUAAGGCAAUGAAUCCAAUGAUGGGGAUGCCAAGGCCAGAUGAUAACAUCAAUCAGACGUUGCAGAAGUUCUCCCUAAGAGGUUUCGAUGAGAAAGAAACAGUUGCUCUUCUUGGAGGUCACAACAUUGGAAAGAUAGGCUGUGAGUUCAUUAGGUCACGCAUCAACAACUUCAAGGGCACAGGGCAGCCAGACCCGACUUUAACUCCUGAAUUUGUCAGCGAGAUGAGACUGAACUGUGAUGAUGAUUUUAACCAGGAAACUAGUACGGAGGCGGCUACAAGGAGACUGAGUGAGAAGUUUACUUCGAAGGGGAUGUCAUACUACCAACAGUUGUCUUCAUCAGUAUCAGCAGGUGCUGGUUUUGACAGUCAUUAUUACCAGAGCUUGUUGAGAGGAAGAGGACUCCUAUUUGCUGAUCAGCAACUAAUGGCUAAUAAAAGGACUGCUCGGUUGGUUGCAAAAUAUGCUUCAGAUGAUGGAUCAGCCUUUCGAACAGACUUUGCCCGGGCAAUGAUGAAGAUGUCAGAUCUUAAUGUUCUCAAUGGAUCCCAAGGUCAAGUCCGUUUCGACUGUUCUCUCCCUACCCAAAGUUCCUGACUGGCAUACUAUACUCCCACUUUUAGGAAAUCAAGAUUUCACUGAAUAUAUGUCAUACUGUUAGGAGAACUUCUGUAAAGUUCUACACUCUUGCUGCGUUGUACAUCAGAUAUACUCAGGAUACCAGGAUUCAAGAUCCAAAACCUUAGUAUAUGAGCUUUUCAUAUAGCAUUUACC
Molecule: messenger RNA, 1454 nt
Organism: Argentina anserina (silverweed cinquefoil)
Lineage: Eukaryota; Viridiplantae; Streptophyta; Magnoliopsida; Rosales; Rosaceae
Product: putative Peroxidase 48
Exons: 4
Coding region: 42-1277 (411 amino acids)
Biological process (GO): hydrogen peroxide catabolic process; response to oxidative stress
Cellular component (GO): plant-type cell wall; plasmodesma
Molecular function (GO): peroxidase activity; heme binding
Source: RefSeq, a predicted model, not a curated record